Molecule: messenger RNA, 701 nt
Organism: Carya illinoinensis
Lineage: Eukaryota; Viridiplantae; Streptophyta; Magnoliopsida; Fagales; Juglandaceae
Product: sm-like protein LSM3A
Exons: 4
Coding region: 92-382 (96 amino acids)
Biological process (GO): P-body assembly; mRNA splicing, via spliceosome
Cellular component (GO): P-body; U6 snRNP; Lsm1-7-Pat1 complex
Molecular function (GO): RNA binding
Source: RefSeq, a predicted model, not a curated record
UUUAGAGUGAGAGUGUUGUGGAGUUUCUCAGUUUGUAUUGGGGGCGGGCAAGCAAAACGUAGAAAGGAGAGAAAAAAGAAGGAAAGAAAGAAUGGCGAGCGAGGAAGAUAGUGCGGUGAAGGAGCCUUUGGAUCUCAUUAGACUCAGCCUCGACGAGCGCAUCUACGUCAAGCUCCGAUCAGACCGUGAACUCCGCGGCAAACUCCAUGCCUAUGAUCAGCACUUGAAUAUGAUUCUUGGUGAUGUUGAAGAAAUUGUUACCACAGUUGAAAUCGAUGAUGAAACAUAUGAAGAGAUAGUUCGGGAAUUACAUAUAGGUGAAACUUGGUGCGUAGAUAUUGACACUAUGGGACAUCAUUACUCUCUGUGUUGCAAUGCAUGACUACAAGGCGCACAGUGCCAUUCCUCUUUGUUAGAGGAGAUGGUGUGAUAUUGGUUUCCCCGCCAUUGAGGACAGCUUGAUUUCGAGAGGAAGCAUACCAGUCUAUUUCACGCCUGCUAUCACAGACCUUAUUGUCCCUGUAUUCUAAAACCCUUAAGUUUUUUGCAUCGACUGAAUUAGUAUGUACAAGUUAUAUUCUGGAGCUUCCUUAUUGAUUUAGAUAACUAAGUUAUAUUCUGGAGUUUCCUUAUUGAUUUAGAUAACUCUUGAUUCCAUUUUCACUUUCGUAUAAAAAUGUAAGGCUGAUGUUAGUGUACUA